AUGGUGCAACUGAAAAAGAGUUCAGCAAAAGCUCCCCAGUCACCGAAUCAUACUCAAAAGAAGGCCACACGAAAGAAAGGACCAGCUACUCCAAAGGCGGCCCUAGCAGAUGUCCAGAAGUGUAAGGACCUUGGGAUAGAAACACACCUACAGGCAAACAACACCAGGGCAAACUAUGCCGGUCAUGUUCGUCGAGGACGAGAGUGGCUGGCAAGUUACUUCAAAACACCUGCCGUUAGUGACUCGGAGAGAGGUGACAUUGCAUCAGAGGACUCACUUGCCAGUGUUGGCAUGCACGGCGACAAUGAUACACACGAUGAUGUUGCUUUCAAAGAUGCGUUUGACCGGAUACCAAACAGAUGCUCGGACAAAGCACUUGCACUUUUCAUGUCCCUGAAGGGGUUCCACGAGAAUCUAAGUAAAACUACUGUUGAGAGCAUCCGCUCAGCAUUCAAGAAGAUGUGGGACCUAUCAGAUGGUGACACCUAUCAUGGCAAAUGGCACUUUGAUGAGGCGAAGCAGCGUUGGGAAGGAAACCCCGCUGAUUCGGCAGACGUUUAUGAUGUGCUGUCAUCCGUCAAGCACAAGGCUAGUGCAGAGGGUGGAGAUCGGACUCACUCGAUGGCAAUGACAAAGGAUUACAUGGAUCGGGUACUCCGAUGGCAUCAGGCUGCAUGUCCGCUGGAGAUCAGCCUGCACAUGAUUCAGAAAACAAUGAGUGGUGCUCAGCCUUCAGAUGUGCAUCUGGACCUUGAAACAAGGAAGCGACUCACCCAACAUCUUGAACAAAUUACACUUGCAGCCAAUGGAUGGACACUGUGGACGAGGUGUGAUCCAACUUGUCCAUGUGAAGUGCAUGAUCUGACGUACCGUAUCCACAGUGAUCGCGCGUCUUACUUUGAGAUCUUCCUCUCAAACCGGAAGGGAUGGCAAAAGAAAGUUGACAAGGGCCAGUGGGAGGUGGAUCUAAGAUCAAAUCACUACAAGAUAUAUCCACGUCCCGAGAUGCUGGCCUGCGACAAUUUCUUCUGGAUGUUAGUAUGGAUCAAGUGGCUCGAAUUUUUUCACUAUGGACGGACCCUUCACCCAAAUGACUUCCUGUUCCCCGCGAUGGGUGCAAACGGUGUUGUCCACCCCGGACAGCCAAUCUCUCACGAUACUGUACAAAAAUGGAUCAAUGAGUCAACCGCCAGUGCUGGCAUUCUUGGUAACUUCUCGACUCACUGUUUUCGUCGCGGGGGUGCACAGUACUGGUUCAUGUUUGCUCCUGUAGGCCAACGAUGGACACUUGCUAAAGUCCACUGGUGGGGUGGAUGGGCUGAAGGCGAGCAUCGUGAUACACUCGUUCGCUACCUCCUCGACGAACUACAUGCAUAUGAAACUGACUACAGCGAUGCUCUUGCCCCCAUCUCCCGUGGUGCUGAUGUCUCCCUCGCUGGUGAACAUGCUCUUGUGAGACCAGCAUCCACCGAAGAACUUCGCAUGGUCCAUGCAUCUGUUGCAGCAGAUGUCAAUUGCCUGCGCAACGACAUCAGUUUGGUCAAUAGCUCACUGCGCUCACUAACGAAUGUAGUCAUGCAGGCUGCCUGCACCACAGCAACUGCUCCACAAUAUCCUGAUUCCUCACGAUUCUCUGUAAUAUCCAACUCAUCCCACACACCAACUCCACCCUACACUCCACCUGUUGGAGGAGCGAGUGUCACGACUGCCAGUGCCCAGCCACUUUUACUAUCUCGGCCUGUUGCCAGCGAAACCCCUACCUCACAUCCGCCAUCAGCCUGCGUCAUGCCAGUCUCACGUCCAAAUAGCCUUACCAACCCAAAGAGCAAGUCCUGGAAGGACAUCGUCACACAUUGGCUUGUCGGUGAUCCUGACCGAGGACUGACAACACCGCUGAAGGAUUGGCCAAGGGAGUGGUACCAAGGUGUCAAUCGACGGUUUGCAUCAAAGUAUCACCAGAGGGCAACCAUUGCAUUGGAGUUCAUUAAUCAGUACGACUCAAAUGAGGUGCGCUUCCUCGCAGCCUAUCCAGAGGCUGAACUGGGGCACACACAAUUGUUAAAGGCCAUGAACAAGGCACGCACAGCACGAGGGGAGCGCAUCUCUCGCAGCAAGUGA
Suillus discolor is the source of this 2118-nucleotide messenger RNA. RefSeq lists its product as uncharacterized. Gene Ontology annotation, biological process: DNA recombination; DNA integration. Gene Ontology annotation, molecular function: DNA binding. The record is from RefSeq and is a predicted model, not a curated record. NCBI's taxonomy places the organism in Eukaryota, Fungi, Basidiomycota, Agaricomycetes, Boletales, Suillaceae. Bases 1 to 2118 code for a protein of 705 amino acids. The transcript has 7 exons.